AUGCUGGUGACGGGGCCUGCCGUCAGUAACGUGACUGCGCUGGCGCAGGUCGACAGGGAGAAGAUUUACCAAUGGAUCAACGAGCUGUCGAGCCCCGAGACCCGAGAGAACGCUCUGCUGGAGCUGAGCAAGAAACGCGAGUCUGUGGCUGACCUGGCGCCCAUGCUCUGGCACUCCUGUGGUACCAUCUCUGCUCUGCUGCAGGAGAUCGUGAACAUCUACCCAUCCAUAAACCCGCCCACACUCACAGCUCAUCAGUCCAACAGAGUCUGCAACGCUCUGGCUCUGCUGCAGUGUGUAGCCUCACACCCAGAGACCAGGUCUGCGUUCCUGGCCGCUCACAUUCCUCUGUUCUUGUAUCCGUUUCUUCACACUGUGAGCAAAACACGACCGUUUGAAUAUCUGCGCCUCACCAGCCUCGGGGUCAUAGACAUCAAGCCCCGGUGA
Molecule: messenger RNA, 447 nt
Organism: Knipowitschia caucasica
Lineage: Eukaryota; Metazoa; Chordata; Actinopteri; Gobiiformes; Gobiidae
Source: the annotation of a GenBank genome assembly